This is a messenger RNA of Seriola dumerili (greater amberjack), 1345 nucleotides long. It is a transcript of the gene cd8b, whose product is annotated as T-cell surface glycoprotein CD8 beta chain-like. The transcript is spliced from 7 exons. Gene Ontology annotation, cellular component: cell surface. Gene Ontology annotation, molecular function: coreceptor activity; MHC class I protein binding. Lineage: Eukaryota; Metazoa; Chordata; Actinopteri; Carangiformes; Carangidae. Gene Ontology annotation, biological process: regulation of immune response. The record is from RefSeq and is a predicted model, not a curated record. The coding region runs from base 91 to 723 and encodes 210 amino acids.
GAUAGAUAGCAGGAAAAGAAAGUAUCAGCAACUUCCCUCAGCUACCACUCAAGAUACACACACGCGUACACACACUGGGGACGAGACAAAAUGAUCCCGCAGCCGCUGGCAUGGACACUGGUGACAGUAUCGCUGUGGACAGCAGGUUCGAGCCAGAUCCUGCUUCAAGAACCCAUCAAAGUUCAUUACCCUGCUAUCGCCAGUCAUGAGAUUAUUGAGUGUGACUGCGUUAACAUCUCUUGUGACUCUGUCUACUGGUUCCGCAGUUCUCCCCAAGUACAGUUCCUUGGAAAAUGCAACAACGCUGACCGUGUUAACUAUGGGCUUAAUGUGGACGAGACAAAGUUUAAAUUCAGCAAGAGAGGUAGCAUGUUUGUGCUACGCGUCAUGAAUGUGAACACGGAGGACACAGGGACUUAUUCCUGUGUCCUAAAAGACAGGAACGGUAAAGAGAUAUGGAAGCCUGGGAGUCUUCUCCGACCAGGAGUGACCCCUCCAACAUCACCUCCCAAGACAAAACCCAAACCACCAGUCAAGUCAGUCUGUCACUGCAAUAAGAGGAAUCCUUCACAGGCUGUAGGUGUCUGCGGCUCCAUGGUUCUGUGGCCGUUGGUUGGACUUACUGUGGGCCUGGGUCUGGCUCUCAUCUGCACACUGUACUACUUCAACCGGCUACCCAAAAAAUGUCGCCACCACUUCGACAAGAGACAGAUGCCCAGAUAAAGAUAAAGCACUGCAUCUACAGCUUAUGUGUGACUCAGAUGGCUGAAGUGCUUCGCUCGAGCCGACGUCCGUUGGAGCAUGAAGGACAUGAUUCACCCCAAAGAUCUAUUCUGCCAACAGCAACAUGUCAUGUGUAGUUACAGUGAAAUGUGCGCUUGGCCAGAGAAGAGUUUUUAAAUCUUCAACAGCAGCAGCCAUGUAACAUAUUGUAAUAUAUUGACUCAUUUUAGUUACAUAUUUUACAAGACAGAAGUCCAAGCUUUGAAUACCCCCUGUGCUAUAAUCUUUUGUCUAUAAUCAAUAAUCUAUCAAUAUGCAGAUUAUUUUUCCCUCAAAGCCCAUAUUGUGAUACGGAUGUACUGUGUACCUUCACACAGAAACCAAAUGUGUUUACUUACAUAAGAGAAGCAGGUCGACCACAAAGCAGCUGAAUAGAAAUGCUAUAUUUGCUCAGUUGCUUUUUGCUCCCUGGUAUUUAUUUGUGUUUUUGUCUUUCAAUGUAUUUUUAAAUGUUGAAAGAAAACAGCACUGUCAAGUUGAUUUUUCCUGGAGCAUAAAUCUGAGGAAUCAAUAAAAUGAUUUAUUUACAAUCAUUUACAAAGGGGGCUCUUUUCUUUUUAUA